UCCUAGCAGGAAGGGAAAGAGCGACAUAUCUGGCCACAGCAGGCUGCGCCUUUAAGGAAAAGCGAAAGCGUCGCUGCUAUUGGUUGAUACAAGUAACAACAAGCAGCAGCAGCAGCAGCAACAACGCCUGCUAGGCAAGCAACUCCGAACCGUUGUGCGUGUCAGGUUCCGGGGUGUUGUUCUCAGGCAACCUCGCAAGGAGACCCCGCAGUCGCAUUACCCACCCGAGACGUUUGGAGUACUGCCAGCGCGCAGCGCCGAUCCUGCCCCUUACCUGCAGCAGCCUGCUACCUGUCAUCAUCUGGGCAUCAUCACACUGAGGCAUGGGCAGGAGGAAACGACUCAUCACAGAUUCUUUCCAAGUGGUGAAGAAGAAGAGAGAUUGUAAAAAAUCAAAGGUGGUUCAGAGCCCACCUCAUGACACAGUGACAGUCCAGCCAGAGUCUAUCCAGCAAGAUGCCAUACAGCCAGAGCAGCUAGAGACGUUGAAGCAGUUUGAUCUCAGCUGGGAAUAUGGGCCUUGCACUGGAAUCACCCGCUUGCAGCGCUGGGAGAGAGCAAACCUGUUGGGUCUCAACCCCCCUGCCAGUGUGCAGGCGCUGCUGCUGAAGUACAAUGAGUUGCCCAUUAUUACAUACAGCCUGUGGCAUGAAUACGCACUCUGAGGAGAACAACUGGUGAUACUUGGGCUGAGAAGGAGUCCUUGCUGCUCUGACUUGAUGCCGACUAGAGAAUCCCCUCAUUCCUAUAGAGGGGGGUGUUCUGUGGUGAGAGAGAAAUAACCCUGGAAAGACACUGAGGAGCUUACAAAGGCCUACCAGCUGGUCCCCAGUCAUGACUCUAGCCACAGCCUGACUCCAGCCAACUCAGGUUGCUUCCUAGAAACAACUUCUGUCACCUUGAUUGAAAAAUAAACAGUUUUUAAGAGAG
Hemicordylus capensis (graceful crag lizard) is the source of this 930-nucleotide messenger RNA. RefSeq names its product DNA polymerase delta 4, accessory subunit (gene POLD4). Gene Ontology annotation, molecular function: DNA-directed DNA polymerase activity. The coding region runs from base 324 to 665 and encodes 113 amino acids. Gene Ontology annotation, biological process: DNA synthesis involved in DNA repair; DNA-templated DNA replication. Gene Ontology annotation, cellular component: delta DNA polymerase complex. The record is from RefSeq and is a predicted model, not a curated record. NCBI's taxonomy places the organism in Eukaryota, Metazoa, Chordata, Lepidosauria, Squamata, Cordylidae. The transcript has 5 exons.